AUGGCCGUCCUUGGUUUUUGGGUUUCAUUUUGGAGCUGUCCUAAGUCCUUGGAUCUCGUUCGUGUGCUCCUUGGUCUUUGGUGCAUCUGUCAUCUGAAGCAGAUCAACGUGCUGUUUACCAAGGGGGCGCAGGGGAGGAGCGACGUUGACGGGCACUGUGUGCGAGGAGGGGACGCGGCAGCAAUGGAAGAGCAGCCAGCGCACGAGGUGGAGGUGCUGAGGCGGACGAUGGAGAGAAACCCUGAUGACAUCCGCUUCCAGCUUGAAGUGGACAUUUGCAGAGCACGGAUAGUGAAAUUGGAGGAGCAGGUGCAGGCAGGUACUAGUGAGGCGGACAAAAUGGGGGCAUUGGAACGGCUGAACCAUGCGUUGAGGGAGGAGCUGCUGGAGGCGCUUCAUAAAAUUGAGGCGCAAAAGGGCCAAGGCGAGGUGCUGCAGAGGGAGAAGGAGGAGUUUCGGGCAAAAUCUGUUCGCAUGGAGGAGCAGGCCAGGGUGCAGUGUGGAGUGGCGGAGGAACAGGUUCGUACGUUGUCGCAGCAAGUGGCGGCAUUCCAGCAGGCAGAGUUUGCUCUCAAGAUGCAAGUUGUGGAGCGGGACAGGCAGAAGGCUGACCUUGAACGUGAGUUGAACGCGUGCCAGGCAGAACAAGCCAGAAAUGCUGCUGAGAGGGAUCAAUUCGCCAGGGAAACAGCACAGCUGCUGCGCGCAGGGCGGGAGGUGAGGCUAGAGCUGGUGGAGGAGAAGGAGAGGGCUGAUGAGGAGUUAGCAGCUGCUAACGAGAGAAAUGCAGCUGCGAGAGAGAAAGCUGAAGUGCAGGAAAGGCAGUUGAGGGCGGAACUGGAAGAGGCACAAAAGCAGAUGGAGGUUUUGGUGGAGGAGAAGGAGAGGGCAGAAAAGCAGGUGGAUGUUCUAGUGGGGGAGAAGGAGAGGGCAGAAAAGCAGGUGGAUGUUCUAGUGGGGGAGAAAGAGAGGGCUCAGGAGCAUUUGUUAGAGGCAAGAGAGAAGGUGAGAAAGUUGGAAGAUUUCGAGAGAGAGAGUGGGAGGGUGCUGGCAGGGCAGGAGGAAGAGCUCAGGUUGGAGAGAGAGCGGGCGAGUCAUGUUGCGGGACAACUGGAGGGGCGGAAGGGGGAGGAAGAUCCAGUCUCGACUUCGGCAGCGGGGGGGAGGUGUUCCAGGUCGGGAAGGUAA
Messenger RNA from Closterium sp. Naga37s-1, 1188 nucleotides. NCBI's taxonomy places the organism in Eukaryota, Viridiplantae, Streptophyta, Zygnematophyceae, Desmidiales, Closteriaceae. The record is from the annotation of a GenBank genome assembly.